GUCUUGCCGCUUGUCUUGGAACGGUUUUGCUACUUCUCGUUGGAUUUUUGGGUUACAGAAAGCGGAAAAAAUGGAGUGACAGUAAGCUCAAGCGUAAGAAUUACGAACGGCACGGAGGAUUAUUGUUGGAACAGCAAUUGUUGUUUGGUGAUGUUAAUGUUGAGAGAAUUAAGGUGUUUGAGUCAAAAGAGUUAGAGAAGUCCACAAACAAUUACAGUCGAGAUAGAAUUCUCGGUAAGGGAGGUCAAGGGACUGUCUACAAAGGAAUGUUAGCAGAUGGAAGAAUCGUUGCUGUAAAAAGGUCCAACAUAGUUGAUGAAGGCGAAGUUGGACAAUUCAUUAAUGAAAUUGUCAUUCUUUCACAAUAUAUUCAGCAUCACAAUGAGGAGUUUCCUCUUACGUGGGAAGUACGCUUACGAGUUGCCAUAGAAGUUGCAGGAGCUAUUUCAUACUUGCACUCAUCAGCUUCCUCUCCCAUCUACCAUCGUGACAUUAAGUCUUCAAACAUACUCCUGGACG
Molecule: messenger RNA, 519 nt
Organism: Fragaria vesca subsp. vesca
Lineage: Eukaryota; Viridiplantae; Streptophyta; Magnoliopsida; Rosales; Rosaceae
Product: wall-associated receptor kinase-like 6-like
Exons: 2
Biological process (GO): protein phosphorylation; cell surface receptor signaling pathway
Cellular component (GO): plasma membrane
Molecular function (GO): protein serine/threonine kinase activity; ATP binding
Source: RefSeq, a predicted model, not a curated record